Messenger RNA from Pocillopora damicornis (cauliflower coral), 2006 nucleotides. RefSeq names its product neuropeptide FF receptor 2-like. NCBI's taxonomy places the organism in Eukaryota, Metazoa, Cnidaria, Anthozoa, Scleractinia, Pocilloporidae. The record is from RefSeq and is a predicted model, not a curated record. Gene Ontology annotation, biological process: G protein-coupled receptor signaling pathway. Gene Ontology annotation, cellular component: plasma membrane. Gene Ontology annotation, molecular function: G protein-coupled receptor activity.
AUUCAUUUAUUGACUGUCAGUUCUUUAAGCGGAAGCAUCUUUCUUCGGUCAGACUGUACAUUUAAUAAAUACAUCGUUAAUCUUUGUUUUUGUUCCAUUAUAUUAAAUUUGCCUGCGCGCUUCAGAAAGGGUUUCCGAAGAAAAUGAAAUCAAUAUUGCUGAUUUCACCUGGCAAAGAAAAUGUUAAUUUUUAUCAAUAUGAAUAGCAUUAAAAAAAAAAACUCUACAUUACAAUAUUCUAACGUGCAACCCGACUGGUCGGGAUAAGUUUUAAUUAACAGCUUGUGAUAAGAGCAUUUUCAAUGCUUUCUGCUUUCCGCAGUGAAGAGCUGCGGUAAACUAAUCACCGUAUGUACAUCGAAAGCUGGUCAUCAAACGUUUUGGCGUUGGUCAUACAGUAAAUGAAAUAAAAUAACAGCGCUACCUUGACUAAAUAUUGGUUAGGGUUUUUUUGUAUUAGGGGGCUUCUUUUGCGAAUAAGCUUGGGUGUAAAUAGUAAUCAACAUGAUCGAUAGGAGUAAUUUAUUUUACUUUCUCAUUAGAACUAUUUUUAUAGUUGUCAUCAACAUCACGUUCGCAAGGCCAUGUUAACUCAACUUACGAAACUAAAGAAGAUAGGAUUGUGCUUUGAUCUAGUUCUCAGUGAUUGGAAAUUCUGGAGCCAUUUGAAAGUGUCAAAUUAUUAUUAUUCAAACGCGCUAAAAUUGAUGUCGAUUUUCACUUAUAACCUGUCAUUCAUCGAUCAAUUCGAUUUGAUUGUGUUCAGCAAAAGAGUUUAGAGGCAAGGAUGAAACGUCCAUAAGGGCUUGAACCCUAGUGAACGAUCGAAAGGAGGGAGUUUCUUACAGAAGGGAAAAAAGACGACUGUGUUUGCGGCGGUGUAACCAAGAUUUCUGUGUUACAGUAACCUUUUUAUCGCCCCACGCAUAAAUUUGUUCACAAUAUGAACAACGCAUCGACCAACAACACAGGAAGCAUCACUCAACCAAGUGUAACACUCGUUCUGUACUUCGCAACGUUCUUCAUCGGUCUUGCGGGGAAUCUUCUAGUCGUGGUGAUCAUCGUCACUCGAAAAACCAGGAAACGCAUGAAUGAUAUAUUUGUCCUUAAUCUCAGCGUAUCUGACCUGUGUCUCAUCCUGUUCUGUUUGCCAGCACUGAUUUACGUACAGCUUGUCGGUUCUGUUACAUCUCCGUUUUAUUGUAAGUUUGUAUGGCCCAUGGUUACUGUUUCGUUCUCUUCCAGUAUUUUGACCAUUACUUCCAUGGCCUGUUACCGUUGUAACGUUCUCCUUCAUCCCUUUGAACUUCCGCCCAGCGGAAAACAGGUUCUUUUGUGGAUUUCGUCAAUAUGGCUCGUCUCCUUCGUGAUUGCCAUACCUCUGAUAAUCACUUCAAAAUUUCAAGAGGAUCUGAAGGGCAGCACAUGUUACGAGGACUGGCCUAGUUUAAAUUUUAAACGAGGUUACACCGUAGCUCUUUUCAUUUUGCAAUAUCUCUUGCCAUUACUGACCAUAGCCGUCGCUUACGUACGAAUUGGUAUCGAUUUGACACGAACCAAGGUUCGGCGUGCUUCGAUUACAAGAAGAGGAGAAGUUUCGGAUCAAGGAAGCAGAGAGGAAAAUGUAAAAAUCAUAAAAAUCUUAGCAACAAUUGUAGUGUUGUUUACAUUUUGUAUGUUACCGGUGCAUAUCGCUUGGAUUUUGUUGGAUUUUGGUGGAAACAGCGAGAAGGAAAUAGCCGAAAUAAUUUUCAAAUUUUCAGAUGUCUUAGCCAUUUUACAAAGUUGCCUAAACGCAGUGAUAUACGGCGCGCUCACCAAACAUUUGCGGAGUGGAUUUGUAAAGUGCUUGUUACGGCCGCUAGCUAUUUGUUACGAUUUUCGAAAAGGUGGCGAGCAAGUCAGUUCGCAAAGAAGGCCGACAUACCAACCUUCUGGAGAGGAAUUAGAGACAUUUACUUUGGGUAGGAAAAGCACGUUCUUUCAAAAAUCAGUUGAUGUCUAGC